Molecule: messenger RNA, 2728 nt
Organism: Drosophila mauritiana
Lineage: Eukaryota; Metazoa; Arthropoda; Insecta; Diptera; Drosophilidae
Gene: sip1
Product: septin-interacting protein 1
Exons: 3
Coding region: 74-2593 (839 amino acids)
Biological process (GO): spliceosomal complex disassembly
Cellular component (GO): U2-type post-mRNA release spliceosomal complex
Molecular function (GO): nucleic acid binding
Source: RefSeq, a predicted model, not a curated record
UCAAUGGUGCGUUUGUUUACAUUCACAAAAGUUGCAGUUUCUGCUGUAAGUAAUAUAUACACGUCUAGCAAGGAUGUCGGACAGCGAUUACGAGCGUUUCGAGAUAACGGACUACGAUCUGGACAAUGAGUUCAACAUCAAUCGACCCCGUGGCCGCCAAAGCAGGCACCAACAGAUCUACGGUAUUUGGGCGGAUGACAGCGAGGAGGAGAGUGGUGGCGAGGGCGGAACUAAGCGAAGGGGGCGCGCCGCCCGCAAACCCAAAGACUACACCAUGCCCGUCAAUUUUGUGGCCGGCGGCAUUCAGCAGUCGGGAAAAAAGAAGAAGAAGGCGCUCCAAGCCGAUGAUGAGAAGGGAUCGCAAAAAGAAGGAGCAGAUGCGGACCAGGGCGAGCAGAGCGACGACUCCGACGCCAGCGGACGGCCAGCCUUUGGCCGAAACGUCCCGGUCAGCUCCAACAGCUCAUCAGAAGAGGAGAGGCCUACACUGGGCCGGAAACAGCCAAGCACCACAUUUCAGCAUCGCUCCCACAUCGCCAGCGAGCGCAACGUGGGCGCCUGGGAGCAGCAUACACGCGGCAUUGGAGCUAAGCUGCUCCUCCAAAUGGGCUAUGAGCCUGGUAAGGGUCUGGGCAAAGACCUGCAGGGCAUUUCGCAGCCGGUGCAAGCCCACGUCCGCAAGGGCAGAGGUGCUAUCGGCGCCUAUGGACCCGAAACUGCGGCAAGCAUCGGAGGAAAGACGAACAAGAGCAUCAAGGUGGAUGAGGAUGUGCGCGAGGCGAAAGAGUUUAAGGACCAGCUGAACAAGUGGCGAAAGGGCUCAGCCGGUGGCGCCGAACCAAUGGAGCGGCAGGGCAAGCGCUACUACUACAAGUCCGUGGAGGAGGUGAUUGCCAAGGGCCACACGUCCAGCCACCUUCUGUCGGAGAAGCUGAGCAAGAAACUGGGCAAUGUGCGGGUGAUCGAUAUGACAGGCCCAGAGCGACGAGUGCUGAGCGGCUAUCAUGCCUUGGGACAGGCUAAAAUUACGCCAGAGGAGACGCUCUACGACACGGAGGCGACGGAAAAGGGAUCCGCUCCCGCCUGCGUGUUUGCCAUGCCCGAGCUGACGCACAACCUGCAGCUCUUGGUUAGCCAGUGUGAGCAGCAGAUCAUCGCCAUCGACAACCAGGAACGCGAGUGUUCCAGCCAGCAGGCAGCGCUGGAGAGCGAGCACCGGAAGUUGGAGGAGAUUGUCCAGCUAGAACAAAACCAUAUACGCACGCUGGAGGAAUCGUUGGAGCGCGUGGAGCGGUUAAGCGAUAAUCCAGACUUGAGUUUACCUCAGGCGGAACGACUCUUUCGGGAGCUGCUCGUGGACUACGCUGCCGAAUUCCAAGAGUUUGGACUUGCAGAUCUGGCUGCCGGUGUGAUAGCGCCGCUCCUGAAGAGAGAACUAGUUCAGUGGCAGCCAUUGGUACACCCAUCGGAACCGCUGCCACUCAUCAAGAAAUGGCGCGGCAUGCUCCAGCAAGGAGAUGCAGCAGAGCAGCAGCCCCGCAACGUCUUCGAUCCGUACUCCUCGCUCAUCUGGGCCGGCGUGAUGCCUUCGUUUCGGGCCAGCGCUGCCGCAUGGGAACCGAAGGAGCAUCCGCCAAUGGCUGCACUCCUAGAUGCCUGGGCACCCCUGCUGCCUAGCUGGGUCUUGGAUUCGGUUCUCGAGCAACUGGUUCUGCCACGACUGGUGGCUGGUGUCCAGGAGUGGGAUCCGCUCACCGACACCGUUCCGAUCGACAGUUGGGUGCUGCCGUGGCACGCCAUCUUGGGCAGCAAGCUGGAGGAGGCCGUCUAUCCUCAGAUCCGCAGCAAAUUGGGCAUGGCAUUGCGCGCCUGGUCACCGCAAGACCGCUCAGCCAGGGCCAUGCUUACGCCCUGGCAGAAAGCCUUCCCCGAGGAAGAGAUGCAAGAGUUCCUGCAGCGGUACAUAGUGCCCAAACUGCAGGCGACUCUAGGCGAGCUCAUCAUCAAUCCACUGCACCAGGACCUGGAGCUGUGGCACCAGGUGUGGGAGUGGCACGAGCUCAUCGAUCCCAUGUACAUGGCCCAACUACUGGACAGACACUUCUUCCCGCGCUGGAUGCAGGUGCUCGUCGUCUGGCUGAAUCAGUCGCCGGAUUACGCGGAGAUCUCCCGAUGGUACACCGGCUGGAAGAGCAUGUUGAGCGAACCGCUUCUGCGCGAGCCCAGCGUUAAGGAGCAUCUGCGGCGAGCCCUGGAAAUUAUGCACAGAGCCAGCGAUGCCCUGCUGCAGCCCACGGUGACGCCCACGCCCCCGCCUCCAGUUCCUCCGGCUCCAGUCAUAAUGAUGGACCUGAUUCAUCCGCCCGCCCAGCUGGAGUUCAAAGAGCUAGUGUCGCAGCAAUGCGCUGACUUGGGAAUCAUCUUCGCUCCUCUGCCUGGACGACGUGAGAUGGGCAAACAGAUUUAUCGCGUGGGAAAGCUCUUCUGCUACAUCGAUCGUCACGUCUGCAUGGUCAGCGAUGGCAGCUUCAGCAACUGGAAGCCGGUGUCGCUGAAUCAUCUGCUAGAACGCUCUCAAACGGGAAUUCUUUAAAGAAAUAGCUGCGAAAAUGUAUGAUAGGUUUAAUUGGAUUGGAUCAGAAGUUUCACUCUUGUUCCCUACAAAGUUUGUAAUAUAAGUUGAUUGUAUGAUGAGAUGGAUCUGCAGAUAAAGGCAAAUGUCUAAAUA